Medicago truncatula (barrel medic) is the source of this 3382-nucleotide messenger RNA. RefSeq names its product receptor-like kinase TMK3. Gene Ontology annotation, molecular function: ATP binding; protein kinase activity; protein binding. The coding region runs from base 243 to 3071 and encodes 942 amino acids. The transcript has 2 exons. Gene Ontology annotation, biological process: protein phosphorylation. The record is from RefSeq and is a predicted model, not a curated record. Lineage: Eukaryota; Viridiplantae; Streptophyta; Magnoliopsida; Fabales; Fabaceae.
CACAUUACCAUUACUAGCAGCAACACCCAUUUUUUCAUUCAUUCUCAUCAAUACCCUACCCUCUCACUCUCAUCCUCACCCCCACCCCCACCCCAAACCAAACCUCCAUAAUUUACCCCUCAAACUCUUUACUUCUCAGAUUCAACUCAACAAUGCACUCUUCUUCUCCAUCUCAUCAACCACACUCUCUUUUUCUUCUCCUUCACUCAGUUCUCACAUGAAUCACCACCACCAUAACAACCAUGUACCACACAACACUUCUUCUCUUUCUCUUCCUCCUUUCACCUUCCUUAGUCCUCACAACAACCAACCCAGACGACCUUAAAAUCCUCAACGACUUCAAAGACAACCUAGACAACCCAGACAUCCUACAAUGGCCCAAAAACAACAACGACCCAUGUGGUCCACCUGCUUGGAAAUUCAUCUUCUGCGACGGUGAUAGAGUUUCACAGAUUCAAACCAAAAACUUGAACCUUUCUGGAACUUUACCUCAAAAUCUCAACCAACUAACCCAUCUCUUCAACUUGGGUCUUCAAAACAACAAACUUAAAGGUCCUUUACCGUCGCUAAAAGGGUUAUCUAAUCUCAAAUACGCUUUUCUUGAUAACAAUGAAUUCGAUUCCAUUCCUAUGGAUUCCUUUCAAGGGUUAACCAGUUUAGACACUCUUGCAUUAGAUAACAAUAAUCUCAAUGCUUCUAACAAUGGUUGGAAUUUUCCUUCUUCUUUGCAGGAUUCAACUCAGUUAAGAGAUUUAUCUUGUAUCAGUUGUAAUUUGGUUGGCCCUUUACCUGAUUUUCUUGGAAGAAUGAAUUCUUUGGUAAAUUUGAAGCUUUCUGGUAACAGUUUAACCGGUGAGAUUCCAAAGACUCUUAACAAUUCAGGGUUGCAAAUGCUGUGGUUGAAUAACCAGAAAGGUGAGUUGUUAUCUGGAAGUAUUGAUAUUGUUGCUACUAUGGUUUCUCUUACUAGUUUAUGGCUUCAUGGUAACCGGUUCACUGGUUCGAUUCCGGAGAAUAUUGGCGACUUGGUUUCUCUUAAAGAUCUUAAUCUUAAUGGAAAUGAGCUUGUUGGACUUGUUCCUAGUUCUUUAGGUGAUAUGGAAUUGGAUAAGCUUGAUUUGAAUAAUAACCGGUUUAUGGGUCCGAUACCAAAGUUUAAAGCUUCUAAGGUGUCUUAUAGUAACAAUGAUUUUUGUUUAAAUGAAACUGGUGUUCCUUGUUCUUUUGAAGUUAUGGCUCUUUUAGGGUUUCUUGGUGGGUUGAAUUAUCCUUCGAAUUUGGUAGAUUCAUGGAGUGGGAAUAACCCUUGUUUAACUUGGUUGGGGAUUAAAUGCAAUGCUGAUGGUAAAGUUUCUUUGAUUAAUAUGCAACAUUUUAAUCUUAGUGGUACUUUAAGUCCUUCUGUUGCGAAUUUAGGUUCUUUAGUUCAAAUUAAAUUGGGAGGUAAUCAUCUCAAUGGCGUUGUACCUAGUAACUGGACUAGCUUGAGGAAUCUGAAUUUGUUGGAUCUGAGUGACAACAAUAUUUCACCUCCUUUGCCGGUUUUUAGUAAUGGAUUGAAACCUAUGGUUGAUGGGAAUUCUCUGUUGAAUGGUGGAACCGAAGGUCCUUCCCCAGGUAAAAACAGUCCAUCAGGUGGAUCUGGGAACACUGGUGAAGAUAUGAAGGGAGGCUCAAAUUCAAGUCCAAGUGAUUCGGUUGAAACGAAAAAAUCAAAAAAGAAAAGCUUGGUUUUGAUCGUAGCUCCUAUUGCUGGUGUGGCGGUUGCUGCUUUUCUGUUGAUACCGCUUUAUGCGUAUUGUUUCAGGAGGACAAAGGAUGGUUUCCAAGCUCCAAGUUCACUCGUAGUUCACCCUAGAGACCCGUCUGAUACGGACAGUACCAUAAAGAUAGCUAUUGCUAAUAAUACCAAUGGAACAGGGAGUGGGACUGGGAGUAGAAGCAGCAGUGCAAUCGGGGACUCUCAUACCAUUGAAGCCGGAAAUCUUGUGAUAUCAGUUCAAGUUCUAAGAAACGUGACCAAGAAUUUCGCCCCUGAGAAUGAGCUCGGCCGCGGUGGGUUUGGAGUUGUUUAUAAGGGAGAGUUGGAUGAUGGAACUAAGAUUGCCGUAAAAAGAAUGGAAGCAGGUGUGAUAACCAAUAAAGCCUUGGAUGAGUUUCAGGCUGAAAUUGCAGUUCUGUCAAAAGUUCGACAUCGGCAUCUAGUGGGCCUUAUAGGUUAUUCUAUUGAAGGCAAUGAGAGGAUUCUAGUGUAUGAGUAUAUGCCACAAGGUGCUCUCAGUCAGCAUCUUUUUCAUUGGAAGAGCUUUGGACUCGAGCCUCUCUCUUGGAAGAGGAGGCUUAAUAUUGCCUUGGAUGUUGCUAGAGGAAUGGAGUAUCUUCAUACUCUAGCUCAUCAGAGCUUCAUUCAUAGAGAUCUUAAGUCCUCAAACAUUUUGCUUGCCGAUGAUUUUAGAGCUAAAGUCUCAGAUUUUGGAUUGGUAAAACUUGCUCCUAAUGGUGAAAAAUCUGUAGUGACCAAGCUUGCUGGAACCUUUGGAUACUUGGCUCCAGAAUAUGCAGUGACAGGAAAAAUCACUACCAAAGUAGAUGUUUUCAGUUUUGGGGUUGUGCUAAUGGAGCUGUUGUCUGGAAUGAUGGCACUUGAUGAGAGCAGACCUGAGGAAAGCCAAUACUUGGCAGCAUGGUUCUGGAAUAUAAAAUCAGAUAAGAAGAAACUAAUGGCUGCUAUUGACCCAACCCUCGACAUAAAUGAAGAAACAUUCGAAAGUGUCUCAAUUAUUGCUGAGCUAGCUGGACACUGCACGGCCAGAGAACCAAACCAAAGGCCAGAAAUGGGUCAUGCUGUCAAUGUUCUCGCACCACUCGUUGAAAAAUGGAAACCGUUUGAUGAUGACCCCGAUGAGUAUUCCGGCAUCGAUUAUAGUCUUCCCCUUACCCAAAUGGUCAAGGGAUGGCAAGAGGCUGAGGGAAAGGACACAAGUUAUAUGGACCUAGAAGACAGUAAGAGCAGUAUCCCUGCAAGACCUACUGGAUUUGCAGAUUCUUUUACUUCGGCCGAUGGCCGGUGAAACAAAUGGUUUGUUGCUGUGUUGAGUGUUUCUAUUUAUUUAUUUUUCCUUUCACCUUCUUUUUAUCUUUCAUUAGGUGUAGAUAAGCAUGCUUUGCUCUUUCUGUCUAAAAAUGCCAAGGCAAAAUGUGAGUACCAGUGGUGUAAUAGUGGUUGAGUAAGAUUUCAUAUGCACUUGAAAUCUCGUGUGUAUGCUUUGUAUUUUCAACUAUGUCUACAUUUAAGUGUUGAUGGUUGUAGAUAGUAGAGCCACAAUCAAUGAGAAUGCUUGUAAUUUGUUCAUUCAUUUAUGCCUCAAAGUUCAUUGCCAUA